Messenger RNA from Drosophila busckii, 931 nucleotides. RefSeq lists its product as uncharacterized. The record is from RefSeq and is a predicted model, not a curated record. Lineage: Eukaryota; Metazoa; Arthropoda; Insecta; Diptera; Drosophilidae. The transcript has 2 exons. Bases 61 to 657 code for a protein of 198 amino acids.
AACAACAAAAUUGUGCACAUAUUUAUUUAAAAAACGAAAUUUUUAGUUGCAAUUUUAAUUAUGUUUGCUACGAAAUCAAUUUUAACGCUUUUUGGCAAAUAUCCCGAAUGUCGCGCCUAUUCGAUUUGGGACUUUUGUUUAGUUAGACGCACCUACAAUUACUUUGGCCAAUGCAAUCCCUGUCGCUAUGAGAUAUUUCCCUAUAUCUAUUGGUUCGUUAUGUUCAUAGCGCUGAAUGGGCUAGUGCGCAGCUUUAGUCAGUUACUAACUUUGCUGCUAGUGCCGCAAUGUCCGUUGCGCAUGUGGCGCAGGCGUAAAUUUCAUUUCAUAAAUAUUUGCAUAUUGAGACAGAUGCGUUUAUAUGGCGUUUUUCUAAUGGUUAUAAUAUGGGCGAUGCUGGUGUAUGGACUGCUAACGACUUCGAGCAAUUUGCUGCUGCCCUGGCUGCUGUUGCAUGCAAUUAUGUUGCUGCUGGAAGCUUGCAACUGUUGCCUGGAAAUGUUGAAAGGCCAAAUGCAGUUGAAAUUUUUGUCAUUGCUGCCGCUGCUGCGUUUGGGCGUCGUGCUGCUGCUGGUCAAUUGCAUUAGAUGCGUUUUUCAAGCGGCAAUCAGCAGUCACCUGCUGCACUCGCUGCGUAUCUCAAGCAUAUUCAAGUGAAGUUUGUGCAAAUCAUUAAGGAGAAGCAGAAAAAAAAGGGUAUAAUAAUUAUAAUAAGCAGCUAGCUAGCCUGCACCCUAACUAUAUAUAGAGAGUUAAUGCAACAGGUUCAGACAUCGACAUUAAGCUCAAUUAAGCGGCACGCACAACGUGCCAGGACCUGGCACGCGGCUCUGUGUGGCAAUCAGCGCCGCCUGCCACAAGCCACAACGACUAUGGCAUAUUUUUAUAUAUUUUAUAUAUUUAUAUUGAGUUUGUUUAGCACACUUACCGU